Messenger RNA from Rhododendron vialii, 1805 nucleotides. RefSeq lists its product as uncharacterized. NCBI's taxonomy places the organism in Eukaryota, Viridiplantae, Streptophyta, Magnoliopsida, Ericales, Ericaceae. Bases 87 to 1637 code for a protein of 516 amino acids. The record is from RefSeq and is a predicted model, not a curated record. The transcript has a single exon.
CCCUCUCUCUCUCUCUUCGUGGCUCACCUUCUUCACUCCGAGUCUAGAUUCAACAACACACACACACCCCCGUAAAGAAGAGAGAAAUGGAACCCAACAGCAGCAGCGGCGGCGGCGGCAACAGAGCCGAGGCGGACCGCUGGCUCCUCAUCGCCGAGAAGCUCCUCGCCGGCCGUGACCUAGUCGGCAGCAAGACCUUCGCGAUCCGCGCCCGCGACUCCGACCCGACCCGCCUCGACUCAGCCGACCAGAUCCUCGCCGUCGCCGACACCCUCAUCGCCGGCGAGAAGCGGCUCAAUCAAGACCAGCAACUCGACUGGUACUCCAUCCUCCAGCUCGCCGGCCGCCACACCGCCGACCCUGAACUCGUCGCCUCCCACUACCGCCGCCUCGCCCUCCUCCUCAACCCCCACCGCAACCACCUCCCCUUCGCCGAUCACGCCAUGAAGCUCGUUUCCGACGCCUGGUCAGUCCUCUCUAACCCUACCCGUAAAGCCCUCUACGAUAACGACAUCGUUCUCGAUAACAACAACAACAACAAUGAUAAUAGUAAUUACUCUACUAAUGAACACCCACACAGCCAGCAGCAAGAUGAUGCUGCGGUAAGAAGAAGCUCCAGAAACAGCAAUUCUAGUAAAACUAGGGCUAGGACUGUUGCAGAGGAAAUAGGAAACCCUAGUGAUAACCCUGGUGAUAACGCUGUCGAUAACCGUAGUGAGAGUCAUGAUGUGAAUUACAAUUUCUGGACGGCUUGUCCAUAUUGUUAUAACAUGUACGAGUACCCGGGGGUUUACGUCGAUUGUUCCCUCCGGUGCCAGAAUUGCCGUAGGGCGUUUCACGGGACGAAGAUAAUGGCGCCGCCGCCGAUUAUCGAGGGGAAAGAGAGCUACUUCUGUUGUUGGGGGUUUCAUCCGUUGGGGGUUUCGAUUUCGAAGUUGGACAAGAAUAAGGGUGGUGGUGGUGGGGGUUUGGGUUGGUCCCCUUUUUCUCCCAUGUUUGGUGGUGGUCCUCAAUUCAGGGAAGAUAGGAGGAGUAAUGUGGUGGAGGAUAGUAUGAAUGUUGGUGCGGGUCAGAUGAAUGUGAAUGCUCACAAGAGCUCCGCGCCCAGGAUAUACGUUAAUGAUGAUGAUGUCUAUGUGGAGGUAUCAGAACCGGAGGAGGAAUCGGACGAUGAUUGGGGUAAUAAUAGACAGAAGAAGAAAGCGAAAGGUACUAAGGGCAAGGAUUUAACAGGUAAUAAAAGUGUUAAGAAACCAGUAUUGGAGAAGGCAAAGAAACUUAAAGGAGUUGGUGAUGGUUUACAAGGUGGAUCUUUGAUGCCAGGGGUUAUGGGGGCGCCAAAUGUGUCAAAUGCUGAAAAUAGUAGGAAAGUGGCUGGAAAUAGUGCAAAGAAGCAAACGGGGAAGUUUGCAAAACAAUGGGGUAGGUUGGACUUGAAUGUGGAGUUUAGUAAUGAGGUAGAAGAGCCUGCUCCUGGGAUGAGCAGAUUGAAUGCUCCGGGAAUGGGGAGAGGGAACGCUAUGGGAAUGAUUAGAGGGAAUGGGGCAGGUAAUGGCGAGGAGGAAGGAAUGGAAGGGAUUGGGUUUUUUGAAGGUCUUGAUGAAUUUUUGAGCAGUUUGCCAAUACUGAAAAGUUAAGGCUGCCUAGUGAAGGAAGACUCUUGUUGUUGUAGUAGUAGGUAAUGUUGUUGUAUUUAUGCACCAAUGACUGGUGUACCAGCAUUGGCCAUUUUCUACCUAGCGUCUUAGGUGUCAACUUGUUAAUGUAUAUUUUUCAGCAAUGAGUUUUAUCCAUCUUUUGACUGC